AUGUCGCGCUGUGUGUGGAGCUCGUUGCGAUUCCAUCGCCGAGGAGUGCCAGGAUUUGGCUCCUCACUGCAGCAUUUUUUGCAAUACCCGUUUGCAAUGCGGGUUAACGCAUUCUCAUCCUCGAAGGAUUCCGGGGACGAGCCGCCGUCGCCAACGCCAUCAACCGACGGUAGUAGCUCUGGUGCAAAAAUAACAAAUUCGCCUACAAACAUUUCCUCCAAGAAGUUCGUCCGUCAUACCACUAUUCUGGUGCAGCAGGGUUGCGAUAUCCAGGAGUUGCCGGUAGUCGUGCGGAAAAUAGCCGAAGAUGAGUUUGUGUCAUUUGUAUCUGAUAAAAUUAUUACCUCUCCAUCACCUCCGCGCAGUGCUGGCAAUGAUCAGCAAAUUCCGUUGGAUGGACUCUCGGCGGGCGAACUGCAAGCUUCAUUGCAAUGCGAGACUGAAUUGAUAGAGAAAAUCGAAAAUUGCCACUCCACUAAAGGCGUACUAACCAUACUCGGUGAACGAGAGCAAAAUGUCUCCGGAAACGCUUACGGCUCGAGCGUGGCAAUUCGCGCCCUCGAGAAAAUACUCAAGGUGGAAAGCUUGCUCGAGCUGAAAGAACUCGAAGAAAGUGAACCCUUCGAACGCAUAGUGAACUGUAUCGUGUUUCAGGCGGACUCAAAAUCGAUUCUGGAUUUGUUGGACGAACUGAGAAGCUAUCUGGAACUGCCCAAAACGAUCGACAUGCUGGGAAAUGAGCUCGUGUAUCGGUGCUCGGAAAAUGCCCUCUCAAUCGAAGAAUGCUGUGACGCCAUCGAAGUGCUUACCCAAUGUCGCCGGCCAGAGAUGGUAGAAAAGUUCUGGAGCGGUAUCGCUGACCAGGAGAAGUCCAUCACCGAGCGAAACGUGCAUUUCGUAUUCUCGAUACUGCCCUAUCUCAAGCUCAGCCGCCGGGCGGUACUGACGGUCCUUGAAAGGCGCAUUCCACUGCUUUGGUGGCAAAUGACACCGAACGCAACAAUCGAGGUACUCCAGGCGCUCGUGGCCUGCAAGGUGUCCCCAUAUCGAAUCACGCAAACCCUUGCACGCUGGUUGAACACAAACAUUCAUGCAGUCGCCGAGGACGAGCUGGGAGCAAUUCUGGAGGCGUUCACCAACCUGUCCUACACGGAUGCUCAAAUCGAGCGUGCCAUGGAACGAUACGUCAAGGCAAAGGGCGUGAAGGUGAAUUCCCAGAACCUGAUUGUCACUAUACUGCGGCAUUGUGAGGAAUUUCGACUCCGUAAUACCCACAUUCUGAACGGUUGCAGCGAGUUUUUCAUCGCCAACUUUGGUCAGCUGGAGCCGGCCUACUUGAAGGCGCUGUUUUGCCCAUUCGCCUUUCUCGACUUUGUUCCGACGAAUGUCACCAAGUUCUUCGACACGCUGAACAUGUUUCUUGAUCUGCAUUUUGCGAAAAUUCGCCCCGUCGACACGAUCGACAUCAUGUUUGCGUACGUCUGUCUCGAGCGGUUCCCGCUCAACUUCGUGAAUCGCAUAUUCAAUCCGUACUUUCUCGAUGUGCUACACGCCAAAACGCGCCCAGAACGGUUAGACGUCGUCCGGGGCAAGCUGAAAGUGUUUGAUACCGCCCUUACGCUCGAAUGUACCGAUUACGAUGGGCCGCUGCUUCCACGAGAUCACGCAGCAAAAUCUGUUUUUCACGAUGGACGCAUCAAACGCAUCGUUAAUUACAUAACGACCGAACUAGAAGAGCUUGCCGGUGGCCCCGAGUGUAUGACAAAGUUCUCCUGCCUGCAACACUUGCCGGUAAAUUCGCUCUACUUGGUCGAUGUCAUCUUUCACCCGGCUGGCCUGGGAAACAUCUUCACGAUGAAUACGAUGAAGGAGCGAAAUAUCAAUGUGGCGGUGCUGGUGCACCUGCCGGAAUACUACGACAGCACUGGAAGCUAUCUGAUUGGGCCACAGGUCAUGCGGAUACGGCACUUACGACGGCUCGGUUUGAAGGUGGUUACGUUGCACUUCGAUGUGCUGUACAAACUGAAAAUCCAUCCCCAGGAGCUACGUCGGUACUUAGUCGAGAGGAUGAAGGCGGCUCUGGACGCGUUACCUCCUCCACGUUGAACGACUUCGACCGUCGGUGGCUUAACGUAUACGCCGAGAGCCUGGGAUUGUGAUAUUGUUCCACACAUAAGAUGAAGUGAAAGCAGCUAACCACUGCUAUCGCUGGUAUUAAACUCUUAGCGUGGCAUUUUUCUACCCUACAUUUUUUCGGAGCUAUAGGUCCUAGGCAAAGGCUAUGCUUUUAGUAAUGAUGAAUGUGUACACGAAGAGAGGCG
Molecule: messenger RNA, 2321 nt
Organism: Anopheles nili
Lineage: Eukaryota; Metazoa; Arthropoda; Insecta; Diptera; Culicidae
Exons: 1
Coding region: 1-2106 (701 amino acids)
Biological process (GO): mitochondrial RNA processing; regulation of mitochondrial mRNA stability
Cellular component (GO): ribonucleoprotein granule; mitochondrial matrix
Molecular function (GO): RNA binding
Source: RefSeq, a predicted model, not a curated record